UCAGAAGAUAUAUAUUUUAUUGAUUAAUAUGAGAUCGUUACUUCAUGUCUUGACAUUUCUUUUGUUUAUAUUGUGCUACUUUUUUGUUUUGCAGUUCGGUUUUAUUUUGUAUAAAGAUCCAAGACAUCAAUAAGCUUGAUGGGGAAGGAUAACUGUUGUGAGAGGCGACAGUCUUCUUUGUUUGUACAUCUGAUCGUUUGCCUGCUUGGGAUUGGGUCAUGGAUAGCUAUAAACGGUCUGUGGGUAGAGUUACCCAUCUUAGUCCAGCAUCUGCCCGAGGGCUGGAGCCUUGGGUCUUACCUGGUCAUCAUCACUCAAGUGGCUAACAUAGGACCACUCGUCUUCACUGUGGCAACCACCCUGGCCCCGGGCAGAGUGCAAGAGAAGCCAGUGGUCUAUGUUAUUGUCACUAUCGGGACUGUGUCUUGUCUGUUACUGGCCUUCCUGUGGGAUAGGACAAGCGUUAUAGCGGGCAAAGAACACAGUACUGCUUUCCUUGUUUUGCAGUUCUGCUUAGCCCUCGUGGAUUGUACAUCUUCUGUUGUUUUCUUACCAUUCAUGUCCGUGUUUAAGCCACAGUACAUGAUGACGUACUUUGUGGGCGAGGGUAUGAGUGGCUUGCUGCCCAGCAUGGUGGCCUUGUGGCAAGGGGCAGGUGCUGUCAGGUGUGUCAAUCAGACAAAUGUAACCAUCAUCAAUACCACACAACACACUGGUGCGAGCUUCUCAAUACAUCCAGAAUAUGUGGAACCCAAUUUCCCGGUGCGGGAUUUCUUUUUGUUCCUCUUUGUUAUGAUGCUUGUGUGUGGGAUCGCCUUCACGUGUCUUAACCAUCACCCUGCUUGCAAACGUGAAAUGGUCCGCACUCAAAAGGUGGUAGAGGAUAUUGCAGACCAUACCAGUGACCAUGACCCUGCCGUUCAGGAGAUUGUCUAUGAGUCAAGGUCAAAGGGAACGGACAACAAAACAACAGAUGAGAGUGGAAACCUGACUGAAUCAGGAAGCUCUUCAUCUCGGCUCUUGGAAGGGGAACAAAGUAAAUACUCAUCAGUGGUGGACAAGAGUUCCGCAGAUGUCAGCAGCAGUGCAGUGAAGAUCUCCCGGCCUAGUUAUCCUAGUUAUGUGUACCUGCUAGUGCUGACUGUCUGGAUCAAUGCUCUAACUAACGGUGUCCUGCCCUCCAUCCAGUCUUACUCAUGUCUACCCUAUGGCACGGAGCCGUACCACCUGGCCGUCACACUGACAAGCAUCUCCAAUCCUCUCGCUUGUUUCAUCGCCUUCUUCCUAUCCACCAUGUCAAACCUCGUCAUUACAUUCCUCACACUGCUGGGCUCUGGGGUCGCUGGCUACAUUAUCCUUCUGGCCUCACUUAGCCCAACCCCCUACUAUGUAGGGGAGACUACUGGUGCUGCUCUUGUGAUAUCCUCUUGGGUGAUGACUACGCUGUGCCUAACUUAUGCCAAGGUCUCCAUAGCAACUGCCUUGAGAAAAGAGGGUCGGCAGGGGUUGUUAUGGUGUGGUGCCACAACGCAGAUCGGUUCUGCAGCCGGCGCCAUCAUCAUGUUCGUCCUAGUCAGCAUCGUGAACUCCUUCACUGCAGCACCUAUGUGCCCCGUUUGAGCUACAAGAAAAACAACAACAGAGUGUAUAUUUUACAUAUUGAUAUGUAUAGACUUUUUUUUAUCAAGAUGGAUAAUGUCAGCAGUGGUACUUUUAUCGGUGAAUUGAAGACGAUUGUUACGUACGUAAGAUAAGCAUUUUGUAGCGGGGCACAGCCUUGCCCCAAGAUAGUGUACAAGCAUGUCCCAUGGAUUUUAGUGGACUGGAGUUUUCUCAUUGUAGAUGGGUAUGGCUCUAAAACUUAAUAGUCCAUUGAAUAGGGAGCCCUUGUUGGCUCAUUGAACUAAGGUGUUCUCACACCCAGUCACCCCCUGAUUGCCGUGAGUUCAACUCCAGCUGAUGCUGGCUUCCUUUCCGGCUGAAUGUGGGAAGGUCGUGGGUUUCCUCCCACCUUCAUGCUGGCCUUCUUCGUAUAAGUGAAAUAUAUUGUAGUACGACAUAAAACACCAAUCAAAUAAAUAAAUACCAGCACUAUCUCACCAUGAUAUGGCUGCAAUGCUGCCAAAGUGGCACUGAACCUUAAUCAUUCAUUCCUUAGUGCUAUCCAUCAAGUCACUGUCUGGUAAAGAGAGAUUCACUUGUUUUGUCCUGUGACAGUGUGUGAUGUGGAUUGGAACAAGUGACCUACAUAUAGUGUACAAUAUGUCAAGUGUGUUAUGUGUACGCAUUGUAAUGAUAACCUCAUCAGCAGGGACUUACCUGUAAGGUGUGUACACAGACUUGAAACUUUUGUUAUCUGACGUUGUUAGGGCAAAGGUCUUGACAAGAGCUUUCUGAGAUAGCCAUGCAACUGGCUGUACUUGGAAACCCAUCAUGUCCUAUAUGUUUCAAUCUUAAUGAUAUGUUCCCAGUGCUACAGUGUCCACCUUGAAGGUUGACUCAAACUGGUUCAAACCUGAGUUGGGUCAAAACUCUGGUAGUGUGAAGAAAAUUUAUGACGCGGGCUUUGCUGUGAUGAAGAGUUAGGUUUCUGUUAGUCCCAUGUCAUAAUUCUGACAGACCAGACUGUCCGAUUUGGUGUCAGUGGCACAAUACUUUAUCGAGGCAACUCUGUGAAUAGUCAGCAAGGAAACAGAUUUACUGAUAUAUGGUCAGAUUUUUGUUGAAACUACUAAGACCUGUUUAACUCCGUGAAAACCAACAAACAAACUAUUACCAUCAGGUUACAGAGCCAUGCCUUCUGAAUGUACAGGUGUGUUAACCUGAUAUACAUGUAAGGCAAAACUUCGUUAAGAUUAGGGUACAGUGGAACUGUGCCAGAUCUUAUUCAAUACAUGUAAUUGACAUG
Messenger RNA from Liolophura sinensis, 2908 nucleotides. Its product is annotated as solute carrier family 52, riboflavin transporter, member 3-B-like. Lineage: Eukaryota; Metazoa; Mollusca; Polyplacophora; Chitonida; Chitonidae. The record is from RefSeq and is a predicted model, not a curated record. Gene Ontology annotation, biological process: riboflavin transport. Gene Ontology annotation, molecular function: riboflavin transmembrane transporter activity. Gene Ontology annotation, cellular component: plasma membrane.